UUUGUUACAAUAUAUUUAAUUAUUUAUGUUUAUAUUUAUUAUAAUAAUCAAAUUCAAAUAUAUACACAACAUGGUCACAACUCAAAUUGCUAGUCAUAACAAAUUCAAAUAUGUUUAUGUUUAUAUCUAUUACUAUUGCAAUAAUCAAAUUGACCCCAUUGGAUUUUCCCCCAUACAUUGAACUUUUUUCGUUUUGGGUACCUUAAUGAACUCAGGCUGAGCAGAGUAUUCAUGAUUCCAACUCCUGGAUUCUGGCCUUAAUUUCAGGAAAGUUUCUUUUUCCAUUUUUUUUUUUUUUUGUUUUUGGAUUUCUGGGUAUUAGAGAUUUUGUGGAGAUAAGCUAAGAUUUUAUCUUGUUUGGUUUAUCUGUCAGAUGAAUAUUGAUGUUGGGUGGCUUUUUUCUUUACUUUUUGGGUGAUUUUGAAGGUGGGUUUUUAUUGGAUAUAUCAAGUUUUCUUCUUUGUGAGAUUUGUUCUUAGGGGUAGAAAUCUGUUAAUGGAUGCUUGUUUAGUUUGAUGAGCUGGGUAUUUUUGGAUCUUCUGAUUGGCUUGGUUGGUAGCUGCAAAUGUCUUAAAAGGGAAAAACAGUAAAUGAUCAUGCUUGAUAUUGGUUUAUUUAGUGGUUGAAUCACAGAUAGGAGCAAGUAAUAAUAUUUAUAGACUAGGGUUUAAGGGGAAAUAAGUUGAUGGAAUGACAUAACUGUUUGCUUGGAAGAAGUAAUGGAAGGCAAUUUAUCACAAGGAGGAAUGAUUCCUGAUGGGGGCUCUUAUGGAGGCCUUGACUUAGAAGGAUCAAUGAGAGUUCAUCAUCAUGCGCAACACCCACAUAAUAUACAUCAUCAUCACCACCCUAACCCUCGCCAAGGUGCUUCUGUCCAUCCUUCUAUUCAUGAGGGUUUUCCACUUACAAUGGGGACCUUGCAAAAUUGUGACCAAACCAUUUCAAUGAUAGAUUACAACAAGGGGGGGAGAGGGAAAAGUUCAUUGAGUGAUGAGGAUGAACCAAGCUUUACAGAAGAGGGUGUUGAUGGUCACAAUGAUGGAACUAAAGGCAAGAAGGGAUCUCCAUGGCAGCGUGUGAAGUGGACUGAUAAAAUGGUGAGACUUCUAAUUACGGCAGUGUCUUAUAUAGGAGAGGAUGUAGUGGGGGAAUAUGGUGGUGGGAUGAGGAGGAAAUUUGCAGUUUUACAGAAGAAGGGUAAGUGGAAAUCAGUGUCAAAAGUCAUGGCUGAGAGGGGUUAUCAUGUUUCACCUCAGCAGUGUGAGGAUAAGUUCAAUGACCUGAAUAAAAGGUAUAAGAAACUAAAUGAUAUGCUCGGUAGGGGAACUUCUUGUCAGGUUGUUGAGAAACCAUCACUUUUGGAAGUUAUAGGUUACUUAACAGAGAAAGAAAAGGAUGAUGUGAGGAAAAUUUUAAGCUCAAAGCAUCUUUUCUAUGAGGAGAUGUGUUCUUAUCAUAAUGGGAACAGAUUGCAUCUGCCUCCUGAUCCACAAUUGCAGCAUUCCUUGCAAUUGGCUCUUAGAAGUAGAGAUGAUAAUGAGAAUGAUGAUGCAAGGAGGCAUCAACAUGAUGAUCUUGAUGAUGAUGAUGAUGAUGAUCAUGAUAUGGAAACAGAUGAUCAUGAUGAAUUUGAGGAGGAUCAUGCUUCACAUGGGGAUAAGAGGGUAAUGUAUGGGGUAUUAGGGGGCUCUGCAAAGAGGUCAAAACAAGGCCAGGUAAAUGAAGAUGCUUGUUUCCGGAAUCCUUUAAACUCUCAGGACUGCAACAAAAGUUCUUUUUCCUAUCCACCAGUCACCCAAGCUGAUAUGAAUCAAGUACCACCUGACAAUCCAAGAGCUGCUUGGUUACAGAAGCAAUGGAUUGAGUCUCGCUCACUUCAGCUAGAAGAACAGAAACUACAAAUUCAAGUCGAGAUGCUAGAAUUGGAGAAACAACGUUUCAAGUGGCAGAGAUUUAGUAAGAAAAGGGAUCGUGAACUUGAAAAGAUGAGAAUGGAAAAUGAGAAGAUGAAGCUUGAGAAUGAGCAAAUGGCAUUAGAGUUGAAGCGAAAAGAACUGGCUGCUGACUAAGGCCAAGUGACUCCUAGUUCAAACUUCCUUUUCUUUUUUUUUUUUUUUACAGUGGCAGGCCUGGAUGCAAGAUUAUUUUCUUGUUGGUAAGCUGCUAUAGAUUUUAUCCUGGAGUAUUGCAUAUAGAAUGGGCAAACUAAGUUGAAAAUUAUGCUGCUGCUGCUUUUGUUGUGUAAACAUAGCUAGUGACAAUGACAAUUUGUACUAUAUGUUGUUUUGCCUUUUGUGAUAUGGAAUUAUCAUGCUAGAAGAGUUUUGUGCCAAGUAUCUCUUUCGUUUUUGUUAUGUAUCAUUUUAUAAAAUUGUUAGUCAUGGGUAUUUUAUAGAAUGCUUUCUUUUUUCAUGAUAAUGCUCAGAAGUGUGCUUUUGUUCAUUUGUGGUUCCAACUCUCUGUCUCAAACUCAUAAGGCUGUAUGUUGGUUGAUAUUGAUUAAUUUUAUUAUGAUUGCUAUUUUUGGUAUGAUCUUCUUCCUACUUUUGUCUUAGGUUGUAAGUGUGUUUGGACUUUGGUGUAUACUGGUGACCUCCUAGAGAAUUCUCCGUUGCUUAAGAUGGACGUGCUGUUUAGUAUUUUGGAUGGUAUUCUUGGAACUAACAGCUCUGGUUGUCUUCCCUCUUCAGUCUUUUGUCAGCUUGUAGGUGCCCACUAAAGUUUAGAUCUUUCUAGUUGACAUCUUAUGCUUUCAAAAGAUUCUAGUAGAGUUUAACUUAUAGUUCUUUCAAGUAUGUUUGAUAUUGACUGGUUUUCUGGCUGGACCAACUGUUUGGAACUUGCACCAAAAUGAUGGAAGGUUGAUGCUUCUGGAGCUUCCGUAUCUUUUUCCAAAAAUACAUAGUUUUCUUGAUUGCACACAAAAGACACAUCCAUCCCAAAUAUUCAAGUGAUAGAAGGUUUCCUUCUGAGGGCAAUAAAUGGAUGCUCAAACUCUAUACAUAUGGGGGCAAAAUAGGCAGAAAAUGCUUACUUGUUAUACAACCACAUCAAAGUUCAAUAAAAAGAGGCAGCCUGCAAUUUAGAUGUCAGAAGAAGCCUGGUCCAUUACUAAGAUGCCAACUUGAAUACUUCAUCAACUUUAUUCAUCUUAUUUGAGAGCACAAGCUUGGAAAUCACUUGUUUCCUUCCUUCCAUGUGAAUAAAAACUACUGAGCAGGUGUUCCUUUGAAUAAAAUGCUUUAACUAGGCAUGUAGUGCCUUUGAUUUCUCUUACUUCAGUCUAAUUUUUUGGAGCUUGUUAUUGGUAAAUUUAGUAAUGCAUAAAAAAAUUCUCACAAUUUUUAUUUCCAGUUUGAAAAUUAGGUUUUAUGCCUGUUGAUCGUAGUUCAAUUUUUUCCCCUAAAUGAUCAUUCCAUUAUGGUUUAGUUUGAGCUUAUCCUUUUGAGAAAAUUUCUCUCUCAUAUGUAUACUCAUGCAUACACAUGAUAUGGGACACUUAGUAGGGCUGCAUAAAAUUGACAAGAACUAAUGCUGAUGUAUUUUGUUAAGUUGCUAAGUGUUUUUGGAUUGAUUCUUAGGAUUAAUUGAGGCCAAAUAGAUGAGAAGUUAUGAGAAGAAUUUGGACCUUUGAUCAGUUUAGCCUAAUGUUGAAUUGGGUGGAAAAUUAAUGGUUCGUAAAAGUUAUUUGGUGUUGUCCUAGCACUCUAAACAGUACCUUUGAAUAAUAAAUUAGGGUUAGGAUUGAAAUUUGGUAGGUUUCUUAUGUUGAUUAGGUUUUGGUAGAUGAUGAGUUUAGGGCUUAAAGGUAAGGGUUUAGGGUUGAUUUUAAAAUGUGAAACUGAAUUGGAAACAAAAGAAAACAAAUAAGAGAUCUGUGCUUAAAUACACUGGGUUAGUGGUUAGUGUUGCUUCAUAUAAUCCCAAAGAGUCUUAUGGUUGCUGACAUUCUUCUAAACUUGUGUUAUCUAUUAAUUUAAAGAAAUUGAAUAAUUUUUCAUAGUGUUCUCACAAUCCUAUUUGCCCAAGAACCAAAAAUCCAAUAAACUAUGAGAAUCAGCUUAAUAACUAUUCAAUUAUAAAUAAAAACCUUGUAACAUGAGAAAGACCUAAACUAUGAUCCCUAGAGGCUCAGAAUUCCCAGAAAAUGAAGAAAAGACCAGAAUACCUGACGUUUAUCACUGAAAAAAAACAUAGGAAAAAAAGCUUCUAGCUUUUAAAUUAAAGAAACAUAAAAAUUGUGAUCUAAUACUGUCUUCUAACCUACAUAAGGUCCUAAGUCCAUCCUAUAUGAGAAAGACCAUAAGUCGAAAAAUUUAAUCUUACUCUUCUUGACAUUUUUAUUGAGUGCAUUAUUGUCCCUUGGAGAAAACUGAGCAUUAAGUUUUGAAAUGUGGAAAUAGUAUAUUUCCUAAGCUAAUUCUUUCACCCUCUGCUUUAGAGUAAAAGGUCGGGCUCUUUGUUAUAGAUGGCAGGUAUGAUGACAUUAUAGUGGCUGUGCUUUCAAUCCAAUAAGGGAAUUUUGUCUGGAAUGAUAGUCAACUAUAGAAACUUGUUUUAAGUGCACCUUGAACAAUAGACUAGUGGCAGUGGCUUUUUUCUUCUGUCUUUAUAUUAGUUUCCAACAUCAUGCCCUACACGAUUGAUGACUAUUCAAAGUUCUCAUGCAUUAUAACUUAGGCAAAUUUCCUUUCAGAUUGUGGAACCUUUUGUGUCCCAUUAGGUGCAUCCUAGGAUCUGCUAUAAUGUGAAAAUAUAAUAUUAAAACUUUAAGCUUUGAUGCCAAAUUAAUGAGGGGUUGGUUAUAGUGGUGCAGGUGUUUCACCAAAUUGAUGAGAAAUUGGCUUGAUGUAGGAGUAGGAUGGUAUGUUGAUUAGAGUUUUGGGGUUGAUUUUUCAGUUUUAAUUAAGAUCAGAAGAUGGGAAAUUAUGAGAAGAAUUAGGGCUGCUAAAGGGGUUAAGUAUGAGGGUCAGUGCUGUCUUAGAGGCCAGAAUUGUGAAUAAUACCCGUAGAAAACAAGUUAAGGUUCAGUAGAUGAUGUGCUUGCAUUGAACAGUAAGAUUGUGAAUGAUGUUUCAUACUGAUCUUGUGCCUGUAGAUGUUUGCUUUCAGCUUUUAAGGACCAUUAAUCCCUCAAUUUGUUUUCUCACCAUAUUUCAUGGUUGUUUUCGUCAAAGUCAAUACACAUGGUUAUUAUACAGAUUGUGGUUUCCCGAUAAUAAUUUGUGCAAAACUUGUAUGUUUGUCUAUUUUCUGAGCUUCAUUAUCACUUUUGAUUUUGGUGUGAUUACUCUGAACUGUGUAUUUUGAUCCAAAGUUUAUAAUUUUUGGCUGUCUUAAUCUUUUUUGCUUGUAUUUUCAUGGUUAGGCAAAAAUCUGUCAGCAUUUUGUUGUCAAAAUGUGGGUAAUGGCUAAUGCUAAAAGCUGAUGAUAUAUUUUUGCUGUUACAUUGCCUUCAUACUUGGAUACUAAAAUGAUGAAAAAUGUGAAUCUGGAAAAAAAAAUUGCAUAAUAUGUGUUAUUCCUGUUUGACGUAAGGAUACAUCAGAUUGCUACUCAUGUCUUGUUAUGCUCUAUGGGAAUUUCGAAUGGAGAAGAUAUACAUAGGAGGAGGGGCAACAUUGAAGGUUCUUUAGUUCCUUCACUUUAGGGCAGGACUCUCUCUUACUCUUUCUCUGUCUUAAAUGUUGUUGUUUGAUUUGUAGCUUCUGCAUUCUCUAAAUGACCUUUCUAGUUGAAAUUAUUUGCAUGAAGGUUGUAAAAGAAGUAGAUUUUCAAUCCUCUCUUUGUGGUUGUGUCUUUUGGUUUAUUUGGGUUCCUAAAUUAUCCUGUAUCUGGUACCUAGGACUUGACAGAUGUAUCCUGCAUGGAAUGGAUUUCUUGUUGAUACUAUGAUGGCAAACAUUGCUGAUGAUUGUGAUGUGCUGUUCCUUCAAAUAUAUAUUUUUAUUUGCUGGAGUCAGAAGGUAUAUCAGCAGUCAGUAGCCUUCAAAUCCUUGUCUUGAGUGUCUGUAAUUCCUGCCUUAGUAUAUUUAGAGGUGAUACAUAAUAGCUUUUUUGUAGUAGGGAUAGAGGUAAGAAGAGUUUGAUGGAUUCUGCCUGGAAUACCCAGUUGUUAUUGCGUGAGCAGUGGAAGGCAGCUGUCUUACCUUAUGGAUUAUCAUCAUAUACACUGGUGGUGGAUUAUGUAGCCAUUUAACUAAAUAUGUUAACUUAAUAAUCUCGUAUUGACUUCCUUAUAUCAUAGACAUAUAAAUCAGCUUUUGCAGUUAUUAAAUUCCAUUGCUGGUGUAUAGGGUAGUUAUACUUAUCUUAUUGUCCGCUUUUCCUCUUUAAUCCUUUGGCAAUCUCCUCGGAAACCAUUUUUAUUUCAGGGUAAACCUACCAAAGAAGGAUAUAUUUAUAAUUAUGUGCUUUAUAAUCCUUAUGGAAGAUCCAUAACCAAGAGGUGCUGAUAUAAUAAUUUAAUGCGUCAUCUCUUGGAUAAGAGAAACAUGAGAAAAGUUAGCAGUUGUGAUUGAAGUUUUUCUCAUUCUGGAAAGUGAAUGUUUAAGAUUGAUCUGACGGUCCAUUGCCAGAACAAUGGUUUAUUAGCUACAAGAAAUUAGAAUCCACCAUCCAUGGGUUUCAUGAUUAGAUCUCUUUUAACUGUUGAAAAAUGUUUAACAUUAUAUUGGGCGUGAUAAGCGUAUUGCUUCCAUAAUAUUCCAUAUGCUGUUAACUGUCUUAAAAUAAAGUUGGAAACUGCAAAGGACCUGCUACCUAGGAUGCAUUUGUUCUCUCCUCAUAUCUUGAAGGAGACCCGCAUAUGCUUGAUCUCACUCAGGUUUAGAAAGGAAACCGAAGUUUUGAUGGAGUGAGGGGCCAAAAUGUGCAGGCUUGUUGAUGAUUUGGUUGGGGGAAAUGUGCAGGUGAAAUGAUUGCUAAUUUAGUUUACUUUUCUUGAUGAUUCUUGCCUUUUUGUGCUGAUACUGCUUUUUCAUUUUGGCCAAUUGUUGCCAAGAAAUAUGUGCGAUCAUUUCAAAAGACUAGCAGGUAAGAUUCUGUUCUUUUAGCUUUUAUUACAUAUUUAUAAAUGACCUGUAAUACCUUAUUCUUAAAACCAGAAUUACACUCCAGAUUUCAUUAUCUUUUAUUGUUGCAUAACCUCAUUUGUGAUUAACUUCUAUUCUUACUUAAAUAUGCGGCUACUAUCUUAUUUUGGAUAGGGUAACCUCUGUUAUUCCAUUGGUAGAGAGCCAUUGGAGUUUCGCCUAUGGACUUUAGUUUGAAUUCAAAUAUGCAUUGAACAUGAUGUAGGAAACAACUGAUUUUAAGGAAAAGCAUAUGACUUAGAAUCCUACAGAUACAGUCUGAUUAAUGGUUUGACACAGCUGUACCGUUAUUGUCUUAUAUAUCUUUUUUAUAUUUAUUCUCCUCUCUCCCUACCAGCAAUUGAUCAAAAUGGGGUACUAUUUGACAAAGCGACAUUUACUUCUCUAUGACAAACUACUAAAUUCUAUUUGAUGAUGCAUGCUUUUCUUUUGGGAUCUGAAGUGUUGCUCAUAUAGGAAUUACCGGUAAAAAAAAUGAUAUACUAGACCACCAAAGAUUUACUUCCUUUUUCAUGCCCCACUAGAAGAUUUAUGUUGAGAAUAUCAUAUAUAAUACUCCCUUAAGUCCAGAAAACCUCAUGUUAAU
Durio zibethinus is the source of this 7680-nucleotide messenger RNA. Lineage: Eukaryota; Viridiplantae; Streptophyta; Magnoliopsida; Malvales; Malvaceae. The record is from RefSeq and is a predicted model, not a curated record.